GCAGUCAGCGGGGACGCGCUGCAGCUCACCGCCGAGCUGCUGAGGAUCUUCGUUGUGGAGGCGGCCAUCCGCAGUGUCCGGCAGGCCCAGGCGGAGGACCUGGCCCAGGUGGACAUGGACCACCUGGAGAAGGUGCUGCCCCAGCUGCUGCUGGACUUCUAGGCGCCUGCCCAGCGCGACAGCGGCCACAGGCAGAGCCCUGGCCGCGGGCAAGGAGGAGCAGCCAGUUCCUGCAGAGGCCCCGGCUGCCCCUGGCCGGGGGCUGCCCCGCCGGGGCUGUGUGGGCCGGGAGGGCGCGGCCCCGCGUCAAUAAACGGCCUUGGCCCCGC
Molecule: messenger RNA, 329 nt
Organism: Condylura cristata (star-nosed mole)
Lineage: Eukaryota; Metazoa; Chordata; Mammalia; Eulipotyphla; Talpidae
Gene: CENPX
Product: stimulated by retinoic acid 13
Exons: 3
Biological process (GO): kinetochore assembly; resolution of meiotic recombination intermediates; replication fork processing
Cellular component (GO): Fanconi anaemia nuclear complex; FANCM-MHF complex
Source: RefSeq, a predicted model, not a curated record